AAAGAAGGUAGAGUGAAGAUGCAGCUGCUGCGUGUGAAGACUUAAGUAUAUUUUCACAACUUUAGAAAUAGAUUUCGGAUUAAGAUCUUUCAGGAGUUUGUCAACAUAACUGGACAGGAGCUUGAGGUUCAGAAGGAGGAUUCGAAGAUUUCGCACAGAAAAUGGAACUACAAGAUCGCACAAACAGCUACUGGAGCCAGUAUUUUUGUGAUCAGCCACAGAUGGAGUUUGAUGGAAGUGCAAGCCCUUAUAUUCUCAAUGGUGUAGAGCCAGAGGAACAUCUAGACCCAUACUGCACUGUCUGGACUGAUUGUGAGCCUGCCAAAGUCAAGAGGGGUCGAUCGUUUGCCAUGGAUGCCAGAAAAAGACUUGAUAGCCUGAAGUCUGGCUGUAAGUCACAUUCACCCGUCUGUGACAUGGACAUCAAGUUAUACAAAUAUAACAUUGAAAAAGACCUGUGGGUUGAUGAGGACUCACAGACAGAGCAGUCUGCUCUGGACCUGGUGGAGAUCCUGGAUUUAGAGGACAGCAUGCUGGAUGAAGAGAGCUGGUUAUAUGAGCCUCAAAGUAGGCAGUUGUUGGUGAAGAAGGAGUCUGCUCUCAGGUGGUGUCGGCACGUCUUUGAUAACCCGAGUCCUGAGAUAGAAGCAGCCCGUCGUGUGCUGAUGAACAAGCUGGAUCAAAGAUCGAGAUAUGACUUCUACAGACCUGCAGCAGAUUCCCAUCAUCCUUUCAGGGUCUCCAGUGGAGACAAAACGCCAUUCAGCACAUCACUCAGUGACUCCGAACGUUUAGGAGAAGAAAACUAG
This is a messenger RNA of Nematolebias whitei (Rio pearlfish), 809 nucleotides long. RefSeq names its product SLAIN motif-containing protein-like. NCBI's taxonomy places the organism in Eukaryota, Metazoa, Chordata, Actinopteri, Cyprinodontiformes, Rivulidae. Gene Ontology annotation, cellular component: microtubule plus-end. Gene Ontology annotation, biological process: positive regulation of microtubule polymerization; cytoplasmic microtubule organization; microtubule nucleation. The record is from RefSeq and is a predicted model, not a curated record. The coding region runs from base 162 to 809 and encodes 215 amino acids. The transcript is spliced from 4 exons.